This is a messenger RNA of Abrus precatorius (Indian licorice), 5987 nucleotides long. Its product is annotated as protein RST1. NCBI's taxonomy places the organism in Eukaryota, Viridiplantae, Streptophyta, Magnoliopsida, Fabales, Fabaceae. Gene Ontology annotation, biological process: regulation of post-transcriptional gene silencing. Bases 9 to 5582 code for a protein of 1857 amino acids. The record is from RefSeq and is a predicted model, not a curated record. The transcript is spliced from 25 exons.
UGAAAGUGAUGGAGUCUUACGCUCCUCUUCUGGAGAAGACCCGAGUCCCCCAACCGGGGCUCCAAAAGUUGGCCGUCGAUUCAAUAUUUUCGAAGCUCCGAUCAGCGCCCAAACACCUCGACCCGGAAUCCGAACCCGGAAGACACGCCAUUUCUCACUGCCUCAACUCCUCUUCCCCUCACGUCGUCGACCAAUCCGUUCGCAACGUGUGUCGCCUCGUAACCGAUUCCGUCAUCUCCGUCUCCCGCGCCUUGCUGGAGCUCCAAUCCGCUCUCGAAGGAUCCGACCCGAAACUCGUAACCGUUUUCGUGAAGGGAUUGGGCUUCCUUGUUCGCUACUCUUUCCGCAGCAACAAUGCCUCUUCCGACUUCACUUCUACCCUCACUCACCCCUUCGUUAAGGUGUUGUUGUGUCGGUCGGAAGUUCAAUCUGAACUCCUGCGGCAAGUGUUGCUGUUUAUGUUGGAGAAUAAGCGUCUGGAAAUGGUGCAAGUUUGUGAAAUUUUAAGGCCCUUGUUGAAUUUCUCAAUCAUAAAGUUUUUAGCUUUGGAAUCAUCAUCCUCCUCAUUUGCGAUGCAACUGGUAUCGUCUAUGGCAGCAUUCUGUUGCUCCUUUCCGCAUGAGUCCAUGCCUGUUUUUAAGCUGCUAAUGGGGUCCCUUAAGUAUCUUCCACACGAGACAUGUGAAGACUACAGGAAAUUAGUAUUUGUUAUAGAACAUAUGGUGGAAGCAUAUAUAGUGGUACUGAAAUCUUUGGCUGGAAAUAAAUCACUGAUAACUGAAGCUCAACUACAUGCUGUUGAAUUUCUGGAAACAAUUCUUUCUCUAUCCACAUGUCUUCAGUGGCACCCUGGUGGCUAUGAGCCCAUAUGUGAACUCUUUAAGCGCUUGUUUUCUGUACAGAAAGAUCUUGGGUUACAAUGGUUGCCUGGUUUGUCAUCGACCAUGCUGUCAUUAUUCACUAUCCUUAUUCAGUCAGAACUUGAACAUGAACAAAUUUCUAUAUUGAAAUUCCUUCUCUUAAUCCUGAAGUGGAAAUGCAAUAACAAUGAUGCUAUCAGCAGAACUAAAUCCUCUUUUUUUGAAGAGACUUUGUUUCUUCUUCCUGUUGUUAGCCUCAUGUCAUCUUCAUCCAAAUCUGUGAAGGGACUGGCUAUUGAUUUGCUUCUCCUCUUGGAAAAGCUCCUUGUCAAGAUGUUUGUGGCACUAAAAGAUAAACCAAUCGUUGAGGGGGGUGUUCAUUAUCCUAGCACACCAGGAUAUAUAGUUUUGAGACUUUUACGACAUCUGUGGUACCAGGAUGGAGAAUCUUCUUACAGAAUUUCCCUUCUGAAGUUGGCUUUAAAGGGCAUGAAUCAAAGUGAAAUAAUGCAUGAUAGUCCAACAUCUUGGGUUUCUCAUGUAAGAGGGUUCUGUUUGUCAAUUGUUGACCAACGAAAAUCUUCAUUACCUCUCUCACAUUUUCAGGAAGUAUUUUUGAAUGAGAUACCCUUGUUACUCAGUGCUGUUCUCGGUGUUUUAUUGAUACAGCCAUUAAUGGGCGCUGCUGCUGUCGAUUCUUUGUCUUCCAUUGCCAUUAUGGAUCCCAAAAUGGGAGUUCCUUUGUUGUUAACCAUUAUGUUUUACAGUAAUAUAUUCACAAGACAUGAUGUCAAUCACCAUGAUAUGUUGCUAAAAGUUUUUGAAAUGCUGCCAUCACUUGCUUCACACUCCGCAAUGAUUCCACUUGUAGUUCAAACAAUCUUGCCAAUGCUUAACAAAGAUGCAAAAGUCUCAUUAUAUUCUACAGCAACUAGAUUGCUAUGUCGAACUUGGGAGAUCAAUGAUCGAGCUUUUGGGAGUUUGCAAGGUGUCUUGCUCCCUAAAGCGUUUACUGAUUUCACUUCAGAGAGAACUAUCUGCAUCAGCAUGGCUGCUUCCAUUCGAGAUGUUUGCCAUAAAAGUCCUGACAGGGGUGUUGACCUCAUCUUGUCUGUAUCGUCUUGCAUUGAGAGCCAAGAUCCUGUAAUUAAAGCUCUUGGCUUGCAAAGCCUUGCCUUCCUUUGUGAAGCAGAUGUGAUUGAUUUUUACACUGCAUGGGAUGUCAUUGCAAAGCACGUGCAAGGUUACCAAGAUGACCCUAUUCUUGCUCAUAGCCUUUGCCUUCUGCUAAGGUGGGGUGCAAUGGAUGCAGAAGCAUAUCCAGAAGCAUCAAAGAGUGUGUUGCAAAUUAUGUGGGAUGUAGUUACCUCUGGUCAGGAGACACUGUGGGCAAAAGCAAGAAUUUCAGCCCUGGAGGCACUUGCCCAAUAUGAAGUGUCUCAGCUUGAAAAAAGUAUUCCUGAUUUCAAGAAAAUGAAUUUGGAGAUGUUCUUUUCUGAGACUAAUCCCAAAGUACUGACGGUUAUGGAGGAAUUCUAUGUCAAGAUAAUUACAUAUGAGCACAUAAAUCGCCGAAGACUUGUCAAGGAGAAAAAAGUUACAGGAAGUAAGAUUGAAAAAUUGAUGAAUGUAUUUCCACAGGUUAUGUUCUCUUCAGGAAAGAUAAGUGAGGCUAGGGAAUUACCUGGUGCAGCUUUAUUGUGUUUUUCUUUCCCUCGUAAAGAUGUGAAUGAAUAUCAAGCGUCAAAAAGGUUAAGAGAUGUACACGCUGGGUAUGCAAAUGCUCUAGUGGAAGUUGCUACUUCUCUUCAGCUGUCAAGAAAUAUCUUGCUUGCACUGAUGGCACUGCAAUCAUGGAAAGGCUUCAUGCGACAUUGGAUGAAGGCUUACACUUUGUCCUAUGAUGCUAAGGCACAAUCAAGUGCCCUAGACAAGACUUCUAAAGCUGCUAGUGAAAUUUUAAAGAGUGUGAUAGCAAUAGCAAAUGAGGCUAUACCUAGAGCUGCUGAAAAUAUUGCACUGGCUAUUGGUGCACUCUGUGUGGUUUUGCCUCCAUCUGUUCACACUGUUAAAUCUGCUGCUUCAAAGUUUCUUUUGGAGUGGUUGCUCCAACAUGAACAUGAACACCGCCAAUGGUCUGCUGCAAUUUCUCUGGGGGUAAUCUCAAGUGGCCUUCAUGUAACGGAUCAUAAACAGAGAUAUCAUAACAUCACGGGACUUCUUGAGGUUCUCUUCGUUAGCAGAAGUUCCCUUGUAAAAGGAGCAUGUGGUGUUGGAUUGGGUUUUUCUUGCCAAGAUCUUCUUACCAGAGUUGAAGCUGCUGAUACCUCUACUGUUGAGAAGGAAACAGAAAAGGUUCCAGAAUCUGAAUUACUAGGAAGAAUUGUUAGGGCCUUAGCUAUGAUGAUACAGCACAGAACUCAAUGUUCUUGUGAUGUUUUGGACAGUCUAUGUUCAUGCUUUCCACUGGGUUCAUAUGAUGGGAAUGUGAAAGUAUUUGAACCAUUAUCUGAGAACAAUGAAGACUUGGAAGAAGAUAUCUGGGGUAUUGCUGGACUUGUUCUUGGUCUAGCUACCUCUAUUAGUGCAAUAUACAGAAUUGGAGAGUUAGAGGCGGUUAUCAAGAUAAAGAACUUGGUAAUAUCAUGGCUUCCACAUGUCAAUUCACUAGGUGAAAACAGUAGUUUCAAGGGGGAGGAAUCUAAGAUUGUUUUGGCACUAGGAUCCUGUAUUGCACUUCCCACAAUAGUUGCUUUUUGCCAGAGAAUGGAAUUGAUGGAUGAUGUUGAGUUGGACCACAUUGUAGUUGGCUUUAAAGAGCUGAUUUCUGAGUUAAUUUCUGUGAAAAAGUCUGGUAUUUUGCACCAUAGUUUGCUGAUGGCAUCAUGUGUUGGAGCAGGGACAGUACUUUCAUGUGUACUGAAUGAAGGUGUUUACUCUGUUGAGAUUGAACAUGUUAAAUGUUUACUGGAACAGUUCAGAAAAUGUUACUUGAAUCCAUUCCCUUUUCUUGUCCAUCUUGGAGGCAUGCUAGGAGUUGUUAAUGCUAUGGGAGCUGGUGCAGGAAUUUUGGUCAAUAUGAACUUUCCAAAUUACACUAGGCAAUCUGGUUAUCAGAAGAAGGAAUCUUCUUCUGUCAUGGGUCCUCUUCUAUCAAGUUCUGAUUUUGAAUCCCACUUGACAUCUUUGGUGCAAGAGAUGUUUCUUGUGGCACAGAAUUCUGAUAAUCAUCAGCUCCAACAGUUUGCUUCUUGGGUGCUUGCCUUCCUUCGACAUCAUUUAUGGUCCAAGGAACUUUUGGGGGUUGAUGAAGAGAGGAAUGUGGCCCAAACUAAUUCAAAAUCUGUUUCUCAAAGUUUUUCUGAGGACAGUCUGGUUCUGAAACUCAGUUUGUGGCUUAUGGAUUUCAAAUACACUGAGCUGGGUACUAUGAUACACAUUGGCACAGUGGUUGCAGUAUUAAGGUGCCUUUCUAGAGCUCCCAGGUUGCCAGGCUUGGAUUGGGGGUCAAUUAUUAGGCGUUGUAUGAGAUAUGAGGCCAAGGCUGCUGAUUUGUUACCAAAAGACUCUGCUUGUAAGAAAGAAACUCUAAGGGAGGAGUGCGUACUGUUUGCAAUAGCUCAUGCAAAUCAAUUUGAUUCACUGCUAACUUUUCUGGAUGAGCUAUCUGAUUUUUCUAGGUUCAGGACACUUGAAAUAAAUCUGCAGGCAUGUCUGCUAAAUCAUCUAGCAGAUCUUGUAAAAGUAUAUUCAAACUCCAGGCUUGAGAAACUAUUUGGUGAUGUGAGUAAUCACUUAUCUUUAUUUUCCUCAUCUGAAAAGUCUAGUACCUGCCAGAAAAGACUGUUAUGUAUUUCAUGCUGGAAGGGUCUCUAUGAGUGUCUAGAUGAAGUUUCUGUGGACACAUCUGGUCACAUAUCCCAUAUUGAGAGGUGCAUGGAGGUUCUAUUUAGUAUAUUGCCAAUGGUGCAAUCUUCUGGAAAUGUAGAAUCAGGGGACAUAAGUUUUGCAGAGGAGUGGUCCAAGGCUGUAAGAUGCUUAGGGAAGGCUCCACAGAGUUGGCUAUUGGAUUUCCUUAAGGUUUCACGCGAGGAGUUUGUUCAGACUCUUCAGAGUACUGACAAAUCAAUUGAAGUCCUAAAAAAGGUUUGUGCUAAGAUCAAGCUAGUGAAGACUGGUUCUCUUUCACUGAUUGAACUUGGAAAAAUGAAAUCCUACAUAUUGAACUCCAAAUCACAAGGACUCUGGGAUAUACUCUUUGAAGUUGUUGCAGCUUUGUACCAUGCAGAGGGAAGUAUCAAAAGACAGUGGCUAAUUGAUGCUGUUGAAAUUAGCUGCGUAUCCAGUUUUCCUUCCACGGCGCUGCAGUUUCUUGGUCUGUUAUCUGCUACCUGUUGCAAAUAUAUGCCCUUCAUGAUUGUGGACCAACAAAUGGUGCUGAAUAAUCUACCAGUCACCCUCGUGUCUCUUCUAGCAGAUCGAAGCUGGAAUGUCGUAGCAGAAACCGUUGUGUCCCACUUUUUUUCAUCUACAGAACGUAUAUACAAUUGGGCUGUUCAAAUAGCAGAUGGUUCUUAUAUUCCUGGUUCGCAACCCAUUGAUGAAAGUGAGAAUCACAUGGCUGUUUUUCUACCACGAGUGAUGCAUCAUACGUGUGUAUUACUGAAAAGCUACUUGCCAUUAGAUAAGCAGCUUAGGCUCGCCAACAUGGUUAUUGCUUGAGAUGCAAACUACAUUCUUGAAAGUAUAGGAUUAUGAUCACAUUAAAAUUGAGGCACGUCCUCAUAAAUUGUUUGCUCAAAGGAACGGCACCAUCUUGCCACGCGUAGCACGAUGGUGUUUGGGAAUUAUGCUUUGUUAUUCAUGGAAUGCGGAUAAUUCUGUGUUUUUCCUGCACUCCCCGAUUCGUUAUUCCAAAGUGAAUUGAGAGGACACAGUGUUGAGCAGAAGCCAACCGUGUGGGAUGUCUCUUGCAAAGCAUGAAGCUGUACAUACACUUGUUCAAUCCGAUGCACUAAAAUUCAGCAGAAGCAGAAUGCAUGUUGUACCAUUUUCUUUUUUCCCUGUAUACAAGUCUGUUGUAUCAUAUGCUUAUAUGCAAGUAAAAACUGAACAAGAUAGUUAUGU